AUGACACCAUCCAUCACAGCUAUCGAGACCACAGACGGACAAGAAGGGUCAGUGUACUGCAAAUACACAGUAGAAAGUAGCGAUUUAAAUAGAGGUGAAGGUGGACAAUUAGUUGUGAGAACAACUACGGCAGAUUUUGCAGCUGAAGAUGGGGACGAAGUCACAAUGAUAAACGAAUCUAUGUUCUUGAUGGAUAAAGAAGAAUCUGAAGAGAUGGAUUGUGGCGAUGGUAACACUUUUGCAUGGUUUGUCAAUGGAGUGAAAAACAGUGAUAGUACUACACAAACUUAUAAAUUUGAACAUGAUGGCGUGGAUACCAUUAUACAAUGUAUAAAGUCUUCUGAAGAUGAAACUUUAAAAACAAAUACGAUUUGGAAUGUCUUCACUGUAACAGAAGUAAAAGAAGUUGAUCCUACAGAAACAGAUAUAGACGUUACCCAUGAAAAGUCAACAACAUUUAACUGUGAAAUUGUCUCUGAUACGGAAAGCUUCCCAGCUCCUUUAAGAAUGUGGUUCUGGUUAGAUGACACAGAUGGUGCUGAGGAGGAACUUAAAAAAGUAACGGCGGCAGAUCCUCCCACUUACGAGCAGACUAUAACCUACAGCGACAAUGGGAAUUUCAAGUGUUAUCAGGAAAAUGGUAUUGGAUCAAAAUCUUUGGUGAAGAACUAUAAAACAGUGUAUAUAGUUGACACAAAAGUAGAUUAUCUUACACCAAAUCCAAGAUAUUGGUAUGAAUACAUUGAAAGUGUUCCUGAAGUUUACUACGUGAAAAAAGAUACAUUCAACAUCAGCUGUGGAAUCACGAAAGAAGCUAGGUACAAAAUCUGGUGGAAAUUAGGAGAGGAAUAUUUUCACCUUGAUGAAACUGAUGAUGUGUUUAAAAAGUUAAAUCCUGGUGCAUCAGAUGAUGACAAAUGGGCAGAUUCUUUGGAUAUAGAGGAUACAGAUGGAUGGAGUAUUAUCAAACAAGAUGAUGACGCAAGUUUAGGGCAUCUAACUAAACAAGAUUUUGCUAUAGAGAAUUACAAAAGUGACAUGGCUGAUGCAAUAGAGAUGAGUGAUCCAGUAGUUUGUUUUCUCAUAGACACAGAUACAAUGACAACAGUUGCAGACCUAAAAGGUGUAGAAACUGGGGAGAAGGAGGAAACAUUCAAGAAAUUAACAGUGAGGGUCUUUGAUAAAAUCACGAAGCCAAUUGUAAAAGGACCCCUUAACCAAAUCCAAUCAGAGAAGAUAGGCAAACCCAUUACAAUGAAUUGCAAAACUAAUGGAAUACCUCCUUCAUUCAUCUAUUUCAUGUUUACCAACAACAAAACAGAGGGAACAAACAUUACUGAAGAGCUCUUGAAAGAGGAUAAAGCUGUUCAGUUCACAAGGUAUCGUAUUGAGCGUGUAACAGACAUACUUACAACUCUUACGAUUACAGCACCCAACGAGGAAGACGAAGGUAAAUUUACAUGCUAUGCAAUUAAUAGACAGACCACAGAAGACUCUCCUGAAGCGGGUCCAGAUGCAGAUGUUUACAUAGAGGAGCCUUGUUCAGAGGGUGCACAAUUCUGUUUUAAGAAUUUUUCCACGCCAAUAAUCAAGUAUUUGUGGGCAUUUGUGCUUGCAUUUGGUGUAUUGAAAUCAAUACUGUAAAACAUCAAUAGAAACCU
Bolinopsis microptera is the source of this 1661-nucleotide messenger RNA. RefSeq lists its product as uncharacterized. The record is from RefSeq and is a predicted model, not a curated record. Lineage: Eukaryota; Metazoa; Ctenophora; Tentaculata; Lobata; Bolinopsidae. The coding region runs from base 1 to 1644 and encodes 547 amino acids. The transcript is spliced from 10 exons.